CUCUUGUAGUAGCUUUGACAAGUAACAGUGUCCGAAAAAAUAUUAAUCAAAUUCGAAUCUUUCAUUAAUGGAAAAACUCAGAUCUUCUCUUGACCUCAAUUAGAUAAUAAUAAACAGAGAGAUUCUCUCUCUCUACCAAGAAGAAGAAGAAGAUUGGAUAAAGAUGAUCGAGAGAUGUUUAGGAGCUUACCGGUGCCGGAGAAUCCAAAGAGCUUUACGCCACUUAAAGGUAACGGUUCUCUGCCUCGUUCUCACCGUUGUCGUCCUACGUGGCACAAUCGGCGCCGGUAAGUUCGGUACACCGGAGCAAGACCUGGACGAGAUCCGUCAGCAUUUCCAAACAUCUCGUAAACGAGCUGAGCCUCACCGUGUUCUGGAAGAAAUACAAACCGGAGGCGGCGGCGGAGGAGGAGGAGAUUCCGUCGACGGUGGCGGCGGCGGGAGCAAUAACUACGAGACGUUUGACAUCAACAAGAUAUUCGUCGACGAAGGAGAAGAAGAGAAACCCGACCCGAAUAAACCGUACACUCUCGGACCCAAGAUAUCCGAUUGGGACGAGCAAAGAUCCGACUGGCUAUCCAAGAACCCUAGCUUCCCCAACUUCAUCGGACCAAACAAGCCACGUGUCCUCUUGGUGACCGGUUCUGCUCCAAAGCCGUGUGAGAAUCCUGUGGGAGACCAUUACCUCUUGAAGUCGAUCAAGAACAAGAUCGAUUACUGUAGGCUUCACGGGAUCGAGAUCUUCUACAACAUGGCUCUGCUCGAUGCUGAGAUGGCUGGGUUUUGGGCGAAGCUGCCGUUGAUUAGGAAGCUUUUGCUGUCUCACCCUGAGAUUGAGUUUCUGUGGUGGAUGGAUAGUGAUGCGAUGUUUACGGACAUGGCGUUUGAGCUUCCGUGGGAGAGGUAUAAGGAUUAUAACUUGGUGAUGCAUGGAUGGAAUGAGAUGGUUUAUGAUGACAAGAAUUGGAUUGGGUUGAAUACUGGGAGUUUCUUGCUUAGGAAUAAUCAGUGGGCGCUUGAUUUGCUUGACACUUGGGCUCCUAUGGGUCCUAAAGGGAAGAUCCGUGAGGAAGCGGGUAAGGUUUUGACCCGUGAGCUUAAGGGUAGGCCGGUUUUCGAAGCUGAUGAUCAGUCUGCUAUGGUUUAUCUGUUGGCUACUCAGCGAGACACUUGGGGUAAUAAGGUAUACCUAGAAAAUGGGUACUAUCUUCACGGUUACUGGGGAAUACUUGUGGACCGAUACGAAGAAAUGAUAGAAAACUACCACCCGGGUCUAGGUGACCACCGGUGGCCAUUGGUGACUCACUUUGUCGGUUGCAAACCAUGCGGGAAGUUUGGGGACUACCCGGUUGAACGGUGUCUAAAACAGAUGGACAGAGCCUUUAACUUUGGGGAUAACCAGAUUCUGCAAAUAUAUGGUUUCACUCAUAAAUCUUUGGCUAGUCGCAAAGUAAAGAGAGUGAGGAACGAGACUAGCAAUCCGCUGGAGAUGAAAGACGAGCUCGGGUUACUUCACCCGGCGUUUAAGGCUGUAAAGGUACAACAAACCAACCAAGUUUGAAUACUCGGAUCUGCGGCGUUUAGGAAUUUGUGUUCUGUUUCUAGCUAUAUUCAUGUCUUUGCUUGUUGUUGUAAGAUGGGUGAAAGCAAAAGUAUUGUGCAUAGACAUCAGUUUGUUUUCUCUUUUUUUUUUUUCUUUUUUUUUUAAUCCAUAUUUCAGAAAUCAAUAAUAAUCAAUGUUAAUUGAACAACAUUUUUAACCUG
Molecule: messenger RNA, 1764 nt
Organism: Brassica oleracea var. oleracea
Lineage: Eukaryota; Viridiplantae; Streptophyta; Magnoliopsida; Brassicales; Brassicaceae
Product: xyloglucan 6-xylosyltransferase 2-like
Exons: 2
Coding region: 164-1561 (465 amino acids)
Biological process (GO): xyloglucan biosynthetic process
Cellular component (GO): endosome; membrane; trans-Golgi network
Molecular function (GO): xyloglucan 6-xylosyltransferase activity; hexosyltransferase activity; UDP-xylosyltransferase activity
Source: RefSeq, a predicted model, not a curated record